Ceutorhynchus assimilis (cabbage seed weevil) is the source of this 4094-nucleotide messenger RNA. The record is from the annotation of a GenBank genome assembly. Lineage: Eukaryota; Metazoa; Arthropoda; Insecta; Coleoptera; Curculionidae.
CAAACAUCAAAUUUCCGGGUUUCGAUUUUUCGGCGUUUUCAAUUAAAUAAAUAUAGGUAAAUUAAAAUGUAAAGUCAUUUAUAAUAAAAAAAUCUCUACUUAAGAAGUUGAUAGUAUAGCCUAUAACAAAUAAUAGUCUUUUGUAUCAAUAACGAAAAUGAGCGCAGAAAAUUCUGACGAAUCUAUGGAUAUCGAGGAGCCAGUAUCCUCGAUAAUUAUUGAAAAAUCUUUCGAGGAAAAGAACGAAUCCUUGUCAUACAGUACAGGGACUGGGACUGCCACAGCUGAGAAAAAUUCAAAUAUAAGAGAAGCAGAUCAAGAAGGAGGUACACCUGAAACAAGUGGAACUGUGGAAAAGCCGAAAGGGAAAUCUAAAGCUUCAGCCACAAAAAGUGUGACUAAAUCUAAUGACAAAUCGGAUGCUGCUCAAAUUGUCAUUUCAAGCUCAAACUCUCCCAAUAAUUCAGAAGCUUCAACUGGUAUUGAAAAUGCAACACCUAAAAAAACAAAUCCUAAAAAGAAAAAAAAGGUCAAAGGCAGAGAACGACCAGUGGAAGAGUUUAUUGAUUUGGUCAAACCAAAACGCAACAGAUGCCUCAACACUUACUGUGCUGAACAAUGUGCACAGCACAUUUCCGCUCCCGACUUUUGCUUUUCAUAUUUCAGAGUGAAAAAGUCUAAAAGCAAAGAUCAGAAGGAAGAAAUUUGUAUGGAUUGUUAUAAUCAAGCUAUAAUCCCAUUCGAUAAACUCGCAACAAAUUUGACAAAAGGCGAAAUCCUCUAUAAGGUAAAUAUGCCUAUAAUCAAUGACACAAUGCACAUAUUUGAUUCUGAUGAAGAAAAUGAACAAGUAGAUAAACAGGAAUAUCUUAAUGAAGAAAAUACAGCUUUUUUCAAUGAUAAUAUUGAUGCGGUUUUGGAGGAACUUACUACUCGUUUAAAUAUGGCGUCGCUGCUGGAAAAUAAUCAAAAUUAUUUGAAGGAGAAGGCCCAAGAAAAUCAAGAAGUAGUCCAAAAAAUGAAAAUUGAGAUUGAUACAUUGAGAGCCAGUUUUGAUGCAAUACAACUAGGUGUAUACAAAGCCUUUGCGCCAGAUUUUCAAAAUUUGAAAGGAAUAACGAUUUUGGAUGAUUAUUCUAAGAGUCAUGCUGUGCAAAUACUUCCAGACGACGAUAUUUCCACAUUACUAAGCUCCAACAAAAAAACUUAUGGCGGGAAUCCGAAGUCUAGAACGCCUACAGCUGGAGGUGCUGGUUCUAAAAUCAUAGGUAAACCAACAACUACAGCUUCUGACCUAUCCGAGGCAGCGCCUAAAGAUUUGCCUACUAGUAUGAUUUUAGACAAGCCAGAAUUGAAAAUUGACAAUUUAUAUUAUAUUGCCAGAGAGAACGCCAUCCAAGGCUCCUGGAUCAAAGCUCGUCUAUUGGAAUUGUUUGGACCAGGUGAUAAAUACAAGGAUCAUACAUUCACGGCACCUCAUUAUAGGCUCGUGGAACUUAAGCAGCAAAAAGAAAGGCUUAUUGAUGGAAAAUUAUUGGCUUAUAUGCAAUCCUGUGGAUCCCGUUUAGUGGUGGGGACCAGAGUCAUUGCAAAAUUCAAGGAACUUAAUAAUUCAGCUCAGAAACAACCAAAAUCUGAUCCCUAUUAUGCCGGUGUUGUGGGUGAACAUCCUUGUAAAUCAAAUGCAUACAGGUACUUGAUAUUCUUUGACAUUGGUUAUUCCCAGUACAUCCCAUUCAAAGGCGUCAACCUUGUCUACGCAUCAAGCCCUAACGUUUGGGACGAUGUGUUGGAUGAAGCCAGAACAUUUAUAAAAAAAUAUUUAGAGAGUCAAGAUAGGCCAAUGGUUAAACUCAGUCUUGGACAAACUGUGAAAGUGGAGUAUAAAGGCAAAUGGUGGACGUGUAUAAUAAAAGAAAUCGAUUGUUCACUGGUUCGAGUCCAUUUCGAUGCAAUUAACCGCUGGGAAUGGAUUUAUAGAGGCUCGACUCGUUUGAGCCCAAUGUACAGAGAAGAAAUGGCUGCUUCCACAAGAUACACAGGAUUAAGAACUCCAAGGAAACUACCUACAAGUGAGUCUGGGGUAGUUCAAUACACUCGAAACGAAGACUUUGUGCAACCAGCUGCUAAAGAAAAUUCACUUCCCGAUCCCCAGCCUACUAGAUCAGUCGCAAGAAAAAGUACUACAAGACCCAACACCAUCAAUCAACCCUUGCCCAAAUCUGUACCAUUUUUGCCUAGUGUAACCCCUAAUGAUUCUGCUCCUAACGUUACGGGACCUACAAGCAAAAUUAUGUACUUCACUCCGCGUGACCAACAAGCCAUCAAACGCGAAUACCAGCCCCACACAUGUGGAGUGCAAUGUAAGGCCUUUUUAACGCAUAAUUUUGCCAAACUCAAAGGGCACAAUCCGCUCUCGAAACCGCUUUUAUGUGGUUGGUCUAGGAUGACUGCAAAAGACAGGAGCAGAAAAGAAAUUGUUUAUAGAGCUCCUUGCUGCAGAAUGAUUAGAAAUAUCAGUGAGGUUCAUUAUUAUUUAAGUAUUACAGAGAGUGAAAUGACUGUCGACUUGUUUGAUUUUAAUCAUAUGGUGAGGUGUUUGGCUGAGUUUAAUGUGGAUUGUACUCCAGAUCCUAAAGAUAUGUCCAAUGGUAUUGAACAAGUCUCCAUUCCAGUUAUUAACGGUGUCAACUGCGAAGCUAUCGACUUUGAUAAUUACACUAUAAAAAGGACGCCCGUGGGAGGCGUGAAUAUGAAUUUGGACGAAGAAUUCCUUUGUGGUUGCGAUUGUACAGAUGACUGUGUGGAUAAACUAAAAUGUGCGUGCUGGAAAAUGACUCUCGAUGGAAUUAAAUAUCUUGGCAAAGACGUAGACGCCACUUCAGUGGGCUAUAUUUAUAGACGAUUGCAAGAUCAAGUCAUCACGGGCAUUUAUGAAUGUAAUUCCAGAUGUAAAUGUAAAUCAACGUGUCUAAAUAGGGUGGCACAAAACCCAAUGUCGUUGAAACUGCAAGUUUUUAAAACCCAUAAUCGUGGUUGGGGCAUAAGAUGUUUGAAUGAUAUUCCUCAAGGAACGUUUAUUUGUUGCUAUGCCGGGACGAUUCAUACAGAGUCAGCAGCAAACGAAAUCGGCAUGUUACAUGGUGAUGAAUACUUCGCCGAGCUGGAUUAUAUCGAAUCAGUAGAAAAGUUUAAAGAAGAUUAUGAGGAAGAAGCAAUAGAAGACGAGGAUUUUGUAAGAGAAAAAACUCCACCUCCUCUGGAAGAAACAGCAAGAAUCUCCAAAGGAUCCAGUAGUAAAAAAAGAAAUACUUACAUGGACGACAACGAUUUUAUGCCAUCUAGAACGGUUGCUAGACUUUCAAACGAUGGCAUAAGGUCUCGAUUGAGAAGGAGAAAAGAUGAUGAAGACAGAAUAGGUGAAGAAAAAAUGCAAGAGGCAGCAAUUAAAAUUAAGCAGGAAGCGAUGGACAAAUAUACAAAAGCUAGUACUUCAGUUGAGGAGCUCGCAGGGAACAUAGAUACUGUUACUAUUAGUGACGAUGAAGAUGAGUGCAGAGAAGUCCUAAGUUUCAAUCCAAAAACCAAGGAUGUUGAAGAAAAUGGCUCCAAAUACACAUCAGUGAGAGAACUAUUUGGUCCAAAUGAAAAAGAUAAUAUUUACAUUAUGGAUGCCAAAAAUGCUGGAAACAUUGGCAGAUUUUUAAAUCAUUCCUGUUCUCCCAAUGUGUUUGUCCAGAACGUUUUUGUAGACACACAUGAUCUUAGAUUCCCGUGGGCGGCAUUUUUCUCCUCUCAAUUUAUAAGAGCUGGCACCGAAUUGACUUGGAAUUACAGCUACGAUAUUGGCAGCGUACCAGGAAGAGUGUUGUAUUGUCACUGUGCUUCAUUGGAAUGCAAGGGAAGACUACUUUAAUUUACAUUAAGAAUAUUACUAUUUUAGAAUAAGAACUUUCGAAUUGUGCUAUAUUUCAUUGAACAUUGAUUUUUUUUUAGUUUUUGACGGAUGAAUGUUUUUCGCACAAUUCAAAUAAAUAUAUUUCAUUUUGUCUCAAUUUAUUAUCAGCUGUUUUUCGCGGUUCUACCCGCUGGAG